AUGACUCAGCAAGACAAGUCCUCCUUCGAGCAGGCCACUGAAGCUGUUUCAUACCUGAAGAGCCGCUUGCCUGAGGGUCUGCAAACCCCGCGAGUCGCUAUUGUAUGUGGCUCUGGACUGGGCGGAUUGGCAGACACUGUUCAGUCAGAAUCCAGAGCGGAAUACGACUAUUCGUCGAUCCCUCAUUUCCCUCGACCAACAGUUGCCGGGCAUGCUGGCAAGCUGGUAUUUGGCUUUCUCGGGCAGCGGAUCCCCGCAGUGCUGAUGGUUGGCCGUGCUCACUAUUAUGAGGGCCAUUCUAUGGACCGGGUUACAUUUCCUAUUCGCGUGUUCAAGCAGCUGGGGGUGGACACCGUCGUUUUGACAAAUGCGGCUGGAGGCCUAAAUUCUGAAUACAGCGUGGGAGAUAUCGUCCUGCUUAAUGAUCAUAUCUUCCUGGCGGGGUUGGCAGGGGUUCACCCGCUGAGGGGACCUAAUGCCGAAGAAUUCGGAGUUCGCUUCCCACCGCUGUCGGAUGCGUACGACCUUGACCUUCGACGUCGUGUGCACCAAGCUUGGAAGGAAGCCAUCCCUUCUCAGAGUACCAGGAAGUUACAUGAGGGUGUCUACGCUUUUGUUGGAGGACCCACCUAUGAAACAAGGGCCGAGAGCCGAAUGCUUCGAAUGCUAGGCGCCGACGUCGUCGGCAUGUCGACCGUUCCGGAGAUCGUAGUGGCUCGACACUGUGGCCUUCGUGUGCUGGCCUUCAGUCUUGUCACAAACAACGCCGUGCUGGCGCCGGUGCCUCGCGGGGAUGAACACCUGCUCCAGGACAAAGCCGCAGGUGAGCUGACUGCGAUCCUGGAAGAGGGCAAGGCCGGACAUGAAGAAGUCCUGGAGGCUGGCCGAACGGCCGCUCUUGAGAUGCAGGGGUUGGUGGUGCAGACUCUUGUGAGAGCCUUCGACCGGGAAUAG
Molecule: messenger RNA, 954 nt
Organism: Penicillium atrosanguineum
Lineage: Eukaryota; Fungi; Ascomycota; Eurotiomycetes; Eurotiales; Aspergillaceae
Product: purine-nucleoside phosphorylase
Exons: 7
Coding region: 1-954 (317 amino acids)
Biological process (GO): nucleoside metabolic process
Cellular component (GO): cytoplasm
Molecular function (GO): purine-nucleoside phosphorylase activity
Source: RefSeq, a predicted model, not a curated record